Messenger RNA from Eurypyga helias (sunbittern), 374 nucleotides. It is a transcript of the gene POLR1E, whose product is annotated as polymerase (RNA) I polypeptide E, 53kDa. NCBI's taxonomy places the organism in Eukaryota, Metazoa, Chordata, Aves, Eurypygiformes, Eurypygidae. Gene Ontology annotation, biological process: nucleolar large rRNA transcription by RNA polymerase I; transcription elongation by RNA polymerase I; RNA polymerase I preinitiation complex assembly. The transcript has 3 exons. Gene Ontology annotation, molecular function: DNA binding. The annotation marks the transcript as partial. Gene Ontology annotation, cellular component: RNA polymerase I complex. The record is from RefSeq and is a predicted model, not a curated record.
AUCCACUGGGUCCUGAAUGCCCACACAUUAUUAGCAGGAAACUGAUGAAGAAUUUCACUUCACUGACCUACAACAAUGGCAGUGUCCAGAAUUUAAUCUCUGCAUCAAUGAAGGCUAAAAUCGCAGCAUAUGUCAUUGCAUUGGCUCUGCAUGUUAACAACUUCCAAACAGACCUCACCGUCCUGCAGAAUGACCUGAAGCUGCAAGAAAGCAGGAUGAUGGACAUCGCAAAGGCCAUGAGGUUGAAGAUCUCCAAAGGAAAGGGACUGCUGAGACUUGAGAAUGAUCAAAACCACAAGCUGGGCACUCUGUCUCUCCCCUUGCCUGUGCAGAAGACAUCAGGGAGCCAAAGGAAGCGCAAGAAAAUUAACUGA